This is a messenger RNA of Bemisia tabaci, 2946 nucleotides long. Lineage: Eukaryota; Metazoa; Arthropoda; Insecta; Hemiptera; Aleyrodidae. The record is from RefSeq and is a predicted model, not a curated record.
UUUGAAGGCUCAAAAAGUUUUGUUUCAUAUGUGAAUUUGUUCAUCAUUAUUUACCGCCAAAAUGCUGUCUGUUUUGUUUAGUUCCGACAGUUCCGAACGGCAGACGUGGUCCAUGUGAUAAGGAUUUGACUUGAAGAUUCCAGCAUCUGAAUUGAACAUUCCAGCCUUUAGUUAUUCUAAACAUUCAAUUUUUUAUUUAAUAAUGUAUAUAAUCUCAUCAGAACUUCACUAGGGCAAAUUGAACUUACUUUUCAACUAUUUUUGAAUUUCAGUCUUGUAAACGUAGGUAUGGUGAAGAGCUGAAAUGGCAGAUGAUUUGCAGCUCCUUGCUAAAUUUCUGACAGAAAGUGAUGGAUUUAGUCACUCACUAGACGAAAGCAGCAAAAAAACACCAAAGAAUUCCAAACCAACACCCAAGCAAGAAAAAUCUCUUUCAACCAAAGAAAAAAGUGUAGUGCAUGAAAAUGCUCUAGACUCAUCUGAUGAUGAGUAUGGAGAAAGCAACCGAGUCAUUGUUCAGGAUUUAAAAAAAAAAGUUUCAAAUUCCAAUCCUGUGCGCACCAAGAAUGAUGUCACCAAGUCUUGGAAUCAGAAAGUUAAGGAUAGCUCUGAUACUCCAAAGCCACUCCCUAAAUUUGGAUCUUCUCCUUCCGAUUUAAAUGUCUUUGUUGAUCCUAUUUUCAGAAUGAGGCUUGUGAACCCACUAUUUUCAUCAGCAACAUUAUUAGAGCGGGCCAAAGGUCGUACACCUGUUCCAAUUCAUGAGCUGAAUAGAUAUUUAUUGACAAAAGAUUUUGACAAAGUUGACUGGUUUACUGCUGGAAUAAUAGUUUCAAGAUAUUCAAAAGCUUCCUCAAAGGGAACUUUGUACACCAUUUUGACUUUGAGUGAUUUACACAGUGGUUUGAAGUCAUUCAGUCUAUUUUUAUUUGGCAAAUGCCAUACAGAUCUAUCCAAAAUUGGUAUCGCAACUGCGAUUGGAAUUCUAAAUCCGUCACCCUUGGACAAUCGGAAUAAUAAAGAAGAAGCAGCACUCACUAUCAGAUCUCCAGACCAAGUUAUUGUGUGGGGAACCUCUAAGGAUUAUGGAACUUGUAAGACAGUGAAAAAGGAUGGAGAAGUAUGCGGCGCGUUUGUCAAUGUUAACACUUGCAGAACUUGCAUCUACCAUCUCAAUACAGAAUACAAAAAAUUUUCCCAACGAAUACCAUCCUCGUUUUCUAAAGUGGAAAAACCUUCAAGAAAUGCAAAAAAAGGCAUGUUUUUCAACCAGUCAGUCAGUUUACAGCCAGCAAAGAAAAAUCUGGCGAUGAGAGCGAAGGAUCUUGCCCGGAUCAACAGUUUGACAAAUUCUGACCCCAGUAAACCUCUCUCGUCGGUAGAAAACACCAGUAAGAAGAGAGAUGAAGAACCACAGCCUUCUUUCUUUGAGCAUCGUCUGGCAAAAAUGGCUCAGAACUCUGUGUCAACAAAUAAAGGAGAGCCUCAGACAUUCUCUAGACUAUUCACCAAGAAUAAAAUGCCUGUGUCAUCUCCGUCUGUCUCAAGUAAACCAUCUGUUUCUUCUUCAUUGAAUGGCACCACUAAAGGUUCAAACAAAUCAAAUCAACCUGGAAAAAUCUGUGAUACCAGCUUCGAUAAACCCGUUCCUAAGUUGUCAAAACCAAGCUCCUUAGCAAAUGACUCGAUAGAUCUCGAAAACGUCGUGAAGCCAAGCGCUAGCAAUCAAAAGUCUUUUUCAUAUGAAGAUUUCUUAGCUUUGAAGAAAAGUAAGAACUCAAGACCUGCAGAAGAUGUUUGUGAAACACCACCAACGAAGAAAGUGAAAGUUACCAGCGCAUCAGGAACGAGACCCACCGUAGAGAAGAAGGUAGAUGUAGAGCUGAAUUUCUCAUUUGAUCCUGAGAUUAGUCUUUUGAAUCGACAAACAGAUCCAAAUUCUCUCGCUGCAAAAACUCCGCCUACAACAUCCUCUGGAAUUGCAUCUCAAUUGCUCAGUGCUGUCCAAAAUCGUUUGCCGAAGAAUGCACGGGAGAAAGCCAAAGAGAAAGCUCUGCAGUAUGUCAAAAAACAUGGGCCUCUUCUAAAUGCAGCAAUCACCCCUAAACCUCGGAAGUCCCUGGAGCAAUUUAAAGAAGAGGAAACUAAACCCAAAGUGGAGACAGGUACAAAAUCUGCAGAAUUUGAAAGACUACUCAACAUGAAAUCUAGAAAUUCGAAGCUAGUCGAAGCAGCCGACAGUGCUGCUCAAGAAGAGUAUUUCGACAAACUAGAAAAGAAAGAACAAUUGGAAAACAAAAUGACAACCACAUUCAAAUUGGAGACCAAAGCAUAUGUUUGCUACGACUGCAAAUAUACUUGGUACACUUUGAGUGAACGGUGUUUCAAAGAGAAACACAAAACCAAAUGCAUAACAACAAACAAGAGGUUUUUCAUGUGCGGUAGUUGUAAGCUGAAGAAGACGAUAUUAGACAAAAUCCCGAAUGGUGCCUGUGAACGAUGUGGAGCUUACCAGUGGGAAAGAGCUGCCAUGAUGAGUGAAAGGAAAGUUGAACUUCCAGUACCGAAGCUCAGUAUUCGAGGAGAUGAAGAGGCUCACUAUGGCAACGCUGUGGCAGGAAAUCUCAAUCUACUCGUCCCAGAUGAAGAAAAAUAAUUUUAGCAUAAGAAUUUGUCUACCUCCAUAAUCAUUGUCGGUUAUAUGUAUUAUUGGUGAGUGUCAGACAAAAAUUCUACCCACUAAGAUGGACAUCUGUGAUACCUUCAAAUUGUGAGUAUGACCUGCAAUGAAGUUUACUCGCAACAGUUUGAACUGUCCAAUUUGAGACACAGUGCCCUCAGUUUGACAGAGGGUCUUUUAGCUUUUAACUAGGAAAAUUUUAGUCUUCUACAUUUUUCAAAUUUUCAAUUCUUUUUCAAAAAUAAAAUCAAUUUUUAGAAAAAUUA